AUGGCUUCAACAUUAUCAUCAACAGAUAUAGAUUUCGAAAAUUUUGGUCACAAAGUUUAUUUAACUGUUAGUCAAAAUAAUAAAAAUCAAAAUUUCUUUCUUUCACCAGCAAGUAUUGCUCUUGCUAUGGCUAUGUGUGCAGCUGGUGCUCAAAAUGAAACGCUAAAUCAAAUGUUACAUGUUCUUGAUGUGGCAUCAAUAGAACAGUUAGCAAAAACAGCUGAACAAAUUAUGCGUAUAUUUUCUAUUGUUGAUAACGAUACACAAGUUAAACUUAAAUUAGCUAAUCGUCUUUAUGGACAAAAGACAUAUAAACUUCAAAAAGAUUAUUUAAGUCUUGUUCAAAGUUCUUUUAAAGCUGAUAUUAAACUUGAAGAUUUUGAAAAUGAUAGUACACAUGUUGUUAAAACAAUCAAUGGAUGGGUUGAAGAACAAACAAAUAGUUUAAUUAAAAAUUUACUCACGCCAAAUGAUGUAAAACGUGAUACACGAUUGAUUAUUGUGAAUUGUGUUUAUUUUAAGGGUACAUGGAUGAAACAAUUCAAAGAACAUUUAACCAAUCAAAAUGCUGACUUUCAUGAAGCUAAUGAACGAGGUAUUCCAUUAGAUAGAGUUGAACAGAAAUUAGCAUCAAAACCAGAUUUAAUGAAAAGAGUGUUAAAUGAUGAAGGUAUAACAAGAAAAGAACUUCUUUUAUACUUGCCAAAAUUUAAAAUGGAAGCUAAAUUUGAAUUAAAUGAUGUUCUUAUACAACUUGGAAUGAUAAAUGCAUUUGAUGGAAGCAAAGCAGAUUUUACUGGUAUGGUUAGUGAACAAGAUGAUAGAAGUGGUUUAUAUAUUAGCAGGGUUAUUCAUAAAGCAUUUAUCGAUGUGAAUGAACUUGGUUCAGAAGCAGCAGCAGCUACAGCUGUUAUCAUGGAUCGUUGUUGUGCACCCAGACGGCAAGAAAAACAGCCUAUUGAAUUCAAAGCUGAUCGACCAUUUUUAUUUUUCAUCCGUGAAAGUCGACAAAAUAUUCUUUUAUUCAGUGGCAAGUUUGCUUCACCACCAACAGCUUCAUAA
Molecule: messenger RNA, 1062 nt
Organism: Rotaria sp. Silwood1
Lineage: Eukaryota; Metazoa; Rotifera; Eurotatoria; Philodinida; Philodinidae
Source: the annotation of a GenBank genome assembly